Molecule: messenger RNA, 1773 nt
Organism: Choloepus didactylus (southern two-toed sloth)
Lineage: Eukaryota; Metazoa; Chordata; Mammalia; Pilosa; Megalonychidae
Gene: TNNI1
Product: troponin I1, slow skeletal type
Exons: 9
Coding region: 934-1434 (166 amino acids)
Biological process (GO): muscle contraction
Cellular component (GO): troponin complex
Source: RefSeq, a predicted model, not a curated record
GGGCCACGGUGAGACACAGGCCAGCCAAGCUCCACCACAACUGAACAAGGAGCUGCCCCGCCGCCACCAUGCCGGAAGUGUAAGUAAUCCCACCCCCCACCUUGUGCUUCAGGAAGGCCUGUGCCUUUGCUGACCUCAGCCCCGUUGCUGAGGCACCAUUCUGCUCAACCCCUGAGGCCGUUCCCAGGAACAGGAACCCUUCUGUGUGCUUGAUCAGCAUGUGACGGUUUCCCCAGAAUGUUGCCACAUACCCUCCCAGCCUUUGAGCAGAACUCCCACUCCCAGGUUGCCCAGGGAAGGUGGUUUGGGUGUGUGUUUUGGAGUUUGUGUGUCUUGCACUGAUCAAAUGAAGUGCAUGCUGCCAGGCCCUGACUUGACAUUGGCCUGGUAGGUGAACUUGGCAAGUUAUCCACAAAGCCCAGGGAUGGAUGAUUUCUCAUUCCUGGAACCCUCCGUUGAGGCUGAGAAAACUGACUUCCUUGAUGUCCCAUCAUCCCUCCCCUUACUUACAAUGACCAUUAUCUCCCAAUGAGAACCUCUAGCAACCCAAAAGGCAAUUGUGGUUUUAUUCUAUCUCUUGGAACCCUUGAAUUAGUCCCCUGCCCUUCCUCCCACAGUCCCCUCCCUGAUUUCUGUCUGGCACAUUGCCUUCAUCCACACCCCAAGCUGCUCUUCAUGGCUCUGCUGCUGCAUAUAUAAUACGCAUUGUUCACACUCAUUUUAUGUUCUGCUCUUUCUCCUUGUCCUUCCUGCAAUGGCUGCCUGGAGCGAGGUAAAGCGGAUACCAGCAUCCCUAUUUACAGAUGAGGAAGGAGCACCCAUGGAAGCCAGGUGUCCUGCACAGCAUCUUACAGGAUUACACCAGCAGCAGAACCAGAAUGGAAAAGAAAACCCAAGAUCACUGCCUCCCGCAAGCUCUUGCUGAAGAGCCUGAUGCUGGCCAAGGCCAAGGAGUGCUGGGAGCAGGAGAACGAGGAGCGGGAGGCUGAGAAGGUUCGCUACCUGGCCGAGCGCAUCCCGACGCUGCAGACCCGUGGCCUGUCGCUCAGCGCCCUGCAGGACCUGUGCCGGGAGCUGCACGCCAAGGUGGAGGUGGUGGAUGAGGAGAGGUAUGACAUCGAGGCCAAAUGCCUCCACAACACCAGGGAGAUAAAGGACCUGAAGCUGAAGGUCAUGGACCUCAGAGGGAAGUUCAAGCGCCCGCCCUUGCGCCGGGUCCGUGUCUCCGCUGACGCCAUGCUCCGGGCCCUGCUGGGCUCCAAGCACAAGGUGUCCAUGGAUCUGAGGGCCAACCUCAAGUCCGUCAAGAAGGAAGACACGGAGAAGGAGCGGCCUGUGGAGGUGGGUGACUGGAGGAAGAACGUGGAGGCCAUGUCUGGAAUGGAAGGCCGGAAGAAGAUGUUUGAUGCCGCCAAGUCUCCCACCACACAGUAGAGGCAGGCUGGCUGUGCUGCGUGCUGGGCUCCAGCUUCAUGCUUCUUCCUCCACUCCACUCGCCCACAUCUCUGCCUCCUUUCCUGAGCAUCCCCUCACCCCCUUCCCCACCUUUCCCAGCAGACUGCCAUGCCCUCCUCCGGAACUGGAAUUAAAAAGACACACAAUCCAGAAGAGAAGCGAGUGUCUGAAGACUGCCCCCCUGCAGGGUGGGCUUCCCAGUUCCCUGAGGCACCUGGAGCUUCCUUCCUGGCUGAAGAGGAGGCUGCCUUCCCUCCUGGCCCAGACACAUCCCUUCACCACUGCCCUGUAGUAUCGUGUCCACAGGCAUCAAAGCCU